AUGUUUAACAACCUAGUCAACCUGGUCGCAGGUGGAAGGGCCACCGACGAAAGCAUCAGCGACCGAGGCACACAUACGUUACACACCCGGAGAUCUGACACAAAGGCGGCAGUGCCGAAUGCCGCAACGCAGUCUGGUGCCCAAAAUAACGACCACAGCGCCGAUAAAGUACACGAUGAGGAGUACAUGGCCAAGGUGGAGGAGCGCGUAUCAAGCUACCUGGAGCGGAUGCAGACGGAUCACGCGAACGGCACAUUCAAUCGCAUACAGCGGAAGGAUGGUGGGUCGAAGGUCACGUCCUGGCAGCACCUGCACAAGACAACGGCGCAUAACACGCAUGUCUACUUCGGCGGUGCGCCGCUCGGGCACAGCAUAGAGGUGGUGACGCUGAAGCGAAACGAGAUACGUGCACGAAAGGAGAUGGCGAAGCUGGAGGAGGAGCUUCGGAAAUCCACGGAGAGGAUAGAAGAGCUCACCGACAGACACAGCAGCGACUUCCACAAAUACGAGCUCGCCCUCGGGAAGGCGCUUGCUUUGGGACGCGGGUGCACGCUUAUCGCCGAUCUCAUCAGCCAACACGUGCUCAACAGCAAGAGGCAAUUCUUCAGCGCCCUGCGACAAAGCCGCAGCAUGCUGCUGCAGAAGAGGCUCGACGAGCAGGCAAAGGCGUCCCGGAAGCAACACAAGCUCGCCACGUUGGUCCUAGUUAGACACAUCACGAAGAUGCUGGGGCCGUCAAUAAAGGCGGUGCUCCGCAUCAUGCGCUGCGAGUGGUCGGACAGGAUGCAUACCGGGCGCAGCGCGGUCGCUGGCCUGAUGAAAUCGCAAAAGUACAUCGUGCCCCAGCCCGUCAACGCCAUGGCCAAAAAGGGUGCGCAAAUCAAGCAACUGAAGAAUUUCGACAACCCGGAUGAACGCACAUUCGCCUCCGUCGAGCAGUCCCUGCUCACGCGGCUGGAAAACCUGGUCGCCGAGGAAAUGCAUAUGCUGACAACUGCCAGGGUCGUGCACACCUAG
Molecule: messenger RNA, 1017 nt
Organism: Babesia bigemina
Lineage: Eukaryota; Apicomplexa; Aconoidasida; Piroplasmida; Babesiidae
Exons: 2
Coding region: 1-1017 (338 amino acids)
Source: RefSeq, a predicted model, not a curated record